CCGCGUUCCGAAAUGGCAGAGGAGUCCGACAAAGCCGUGAAGUACUAUACACUGGAAGAGAUCCAGAAGCACAACCACAGCAAGAGCACCUGGUUGAUCCUGCAUUACAAGGUGUACGAUUUGACCAAAUUUUUGGAGGAGCACCCUGGUGGGGAAGAAGUCUUAAGGGAACAAGCUGGAGGUGAUGCUACUGAAAACUUUGAGGAUGUCGGACACUCUACGGAUGCUCGAGAAUUGUCCAAAACGUUUAUCAUUGGAGAGCUGCAUCCCGAUGACAGGUCAAAAAUAACCAAGCCUUCGGAAACUCUUAUUACUACUAUUGAUUCUAAUUCCAGCUGGUGGACCAAUUGGGUGAUCCCAGCCAUCUCAGCACUGGUUGUAGCCCUGAUGUAUCACUUCUACACGUCGGAACACUAAACACGUUAUCAGAAGCCAAUGGAAGGAAAGACUGCUUAGGUCUGGGGAGAAAGAAGCCACCGUUAACUUCAUCAGCUGACAGAACCCCGCACCUGAACAUGAUUUGAAUACACCUGUUUGCCUUUCCUCCUACGUUAGACACAAAACAAACGAAAACAAUUGUUCUUUCUACUCCUGAACUUUUAGAGUGUGCCUUUUUAUUCAUCAGCUUUGUUUUGAUGUUCCAUCACUAUGUCAUUUGCUUAUUGUGGGCACAAUCUUUUAAAA
Lipotes vexillifer (Yangtze River dolphin) is the source of this 684-nucleotide messenger RNA. It is a transcript of the gene CYB5A, whose product is annotated as cytochrome b5 type A. Gene Ontology annotation, molecular function: heme binding. Lineage: Eukaryota; Metazoa; Chordata; Mammalia; Artiodactyla; Lipotidae. Gene Ontology annotation, cellular component: endoplasmic reticulum membrane; intracellular membrane-bounded organelle. The record is from RefSeq and is a predicted model, not a curated record. The transcript is spliced from 5 exons. Bases 13 to 417 code for a protein of 134 amino acids.